Messenger RNA from Trichoderma virens Gv29-8, 673 nucleotides. RefSeq lists its product as uncharacterized. Lineage: Eukaryota; Fungi; Ascomycota; Sordariomycetes; Hypocreales; Hypocreaceae. Gene Ontology annotation, molecular function: nascent polypeptide-associated complex binding. The coding region runs from base 81 to 599 and encodes 172 amino acids. The transcript has 3 exons. Gene Ontology annotation, cellular component: mitochondrial outer membrane. The record is from RefSeq and is a predicted model, not a curated record.
AACAAAUUCUCGCCAAAUUCAUCGCCCUGAGCUUCAACGCCAAUUGCCGUGUUUGCCUUUUCAAUUGAUCAACAUUGACCAUGUCUUACGCCGACGCUGCUGCAAAGGGGGCCAGACAGACCCCUGAAGAGGCCGCCGCCCCUCAACAACCCGAAAUCAUCCCCAGUGAAUCCGCCUCCACAGCAUCUCUCAUCGACGUCGACAUGCCCAGCGUCCACACCGUCCGAUCCGACUUUCUCGAGCAGGACAUCCAAACGGAAACCCAAGCCGAGCGCAUCAGACGCGAGGAAGAAGCCGCCCGCGCCAACCAGGCCGCCAAGAAAAAGGCCGCCGGCAAGGCCAGAAAGGCCGACUCCUGGGUCACGCGCCAGUUCUCCCAGCUCUCCGACAGCAGCGUCACUGCCAUUGCCAUUGCCAAUUUCUUUGGCGUCGUGGGAGUGAGCGGCUUCUUGGGGUAUCGCGCGUGGGGUUUGUAUGAGAAGAGUCGGCUGGACUGGAAGCAUGUGGGCGUUGGGUUUGGAGUUUUGGCUGCUGUUGGGGCUGUGGAGGCGGUGCUUGGACGUUAUCUGUACAAGAGCAAGGAGCGAGAUUCUUCAUGAAGAGCAAUGCCAUGGUCAAAGAUUGAAUUUCGGUGAUGACUACUUUUCCUGUUUUUGGUGUGGGCGUUUGGUUU